GUAUGUUUUACUAACCGAACGUUAGAAAAAGAAUUGUAAACACAUGGGGAUUUUCUGAUUUAAGUGAUAUUCCGGUUUAUUCAUCUAUAACCUCACAAAAUGCCCAAAAAUGCAUCUAAAAAGGUUCAGAAAAGAGAGGAAAACAAGAGGGAAGUGAAGGAAUUAAUUGAUGAUAUUGAAGAAGAUGUAGAUUUUGAUCUAGAAUCUGGUUCAGAUAAUGAUGAUUCCACUUCAGAAUCAGAAGAUGAAAAUGCUGAGGCUAUGUCAUCUAAGCUGGAUAGAGAUUGGUUUCGUACUUUGGCUGCAUUAAAAACAAAUGAUCCAAGAAUUCAUGAUAAGAAUGCCAAGUUCUAUGAAUCCAGUUCCUCAGAAGAAGAAGAAGAUAUUGAUGACAGAAAAAAAGUUAAAAAAUCUAAAAAAGAUAAACCAUAUUUGUUGAAAGAUUAUCAGCAUGAAGUUUUAAUGAAAAAGGGAGGAAUUAUAGAUGAAGAGGAAGAAACACCAUCAACAUCUUUUCUUUACAACACACAAGCUGAAUCUGAGAUUAAAAACAGUUUAAAGUCUGCUUUUAUUACCUCCGAUGAUGAAGAGUCUUCUGGUGAUGACUUCCUGAAGAAACGUGUCAAAACAGAAGAUCAGGAGCAAGAAGAAGACGUUGAAUAUAUUAAUUGGUUAAAAGGCCAGAAACACUCAUUAGACAAUGAUAAACAUGUUAAAAAAGAUUUGAAACCAUUGAAAAAACUAUGGAAUCAACCAGAUUUAGAUGAAAAUGAAAAAUUCUUGGCUGAUUUUUUCCUCAAUAAACGUUAUAUUAGUAAAGAACAAGAAACAAGGUUACCUACCUAUGAAGAAAUCGUAAAUGAGGAAAGACAAGAUUUUAGUAAACUAGUGGGAAAAUAUAAACACAGAUUUGAAGAACCAGGUGGCAGAACGAUACCAUCAUAUCCUAGAAAAAUAGAAGAUAGUGUACGUAGAAAAGACACCAGACGGGCUGAUAAAAAUAGAGAUGUUAGAGAAAGAAAAAUCAAGCAUAAAGAAGAGAAAAGAAAAGAAAUAGAGAAAGUUAAGGCUAGUAAAAGAAAAGAAAUUUUAGCUAAAAUCAAGAAAAUUCAAGAAGUUACUGGUAAUGAUAAAGUUGGGUUUACAGAUGAAGAUUUAGAAGGGGAUUUUGAUCCUGAAAAACAUGAUCAAAUGAUGAAGGAAAGAUUUAAUGAUGAUUAUUAUAAUGAUGAAAAUGAUGAAGAGACUAAACCUGUUUUUCAAGAUGAUGAAGUUGAAGAUAUGAACUAUAAUGAGGAUUGGGGUGAAAAUGGUAAUAAUGAUAUUGGUGAUGAUGAUGAAUCCAAUUUUAAUAUGGAUGCAGAUUAUGAUCCAAGUCAAGAUUUAAGGAGUGGGAAAAAGAGAAAGAAGUCUAAAUUUACUGAAGCUGUGAAGAAAAAGAAGCCUGUGUUUGAUCCUGCUGAGAAGUCAUUUCCAGAAUAUUUUGAUGAAUAUUAUAAUUUAGAUUUUGAAGAUGUUAUAGGAGAUUUACCUUGUCGUUAUAAAUAUAGAAAAACACAAGCUAAUGAUUUUGGUUUAACAGUGG
Lottia gigantea (owl limpet) is the source of this 1585-nucleotide messenger RNA. RefSeq lists its product as hypothetical. NCBI's taxonomy places the organism in Eukaryota, Metazoa, Mollusca, Gastropoda, Lottiidae. Gene Ontology annotation, cellular component: nucleolus; 90S preribosome. The record is from RefSeq and is a predicted model, not a curated record. The transcript is spliced from 14 exons. The annotation marks the transcript as partial. Gene Ontology annotation, biological process: endonucleolytic cleavage in ITS1 to separate SSU-rRNA from 5.8S rRNA and LSU-rRNA from tricistronic rRNA transcript (SSU-rRNA, 5.8S rRNA, LSU-rRNA).